GGAGCGCGCGCGGGAGCGAGGGAGCAGUGGUCUCUGAGCCGGCCCGGCCCGCAGCUUUGGGUGCUCGGGCAGCUGCAGCUCGGGAACCGGUGGUUGGGGAGGGGGGGUGGGGGGCGUCAGGCAGGUGGGGCGCGAAAGCUAUGAAUCUUCGGCUCUUCCUCGUCUUCCUCCGGGACCCGCUCUCCGCCUCCCGCUCCAACGCCCGGAUGAUCUGAGCCGCGAGGGCGCCGAGAGCCGGGGGCCCGGACGCAGCCCGGCUCCUCCCCUCCUCUGCCCCUUCCCCGGCCUGACCUGGCCGGCCGCCGCCGCGGUGACCCUCUUCCCGCCCCCUCCCCGGCCGCCGUCGCCGCCGCCGCCUCGGCGGACCAGGGACCUGCCCGCCCUCUGCUCCUCCGGACCUAGAGGAUCAAGACAUAAUGGGAGCAUUUUUAGACAAACCAAAGAUGGAAAAACAUAAUGCCCAGGGGCAGGGUAAUGGGUUGCGAUAUGGGCUAAGCAGCAUGCAAGGCUGGCGAGUUGAAAUGGAGGACGCACAUACGGCUGUGAUCGGUUUGCCAAGUGGACUUGAAACAUGGUCAUUCUUUGCUGUGUAUGAUGGGCAUGCUGGUUCUCAGGUUGCCAAAUACUGCUGUGAGCAUUUGUUAGAUCACAUCACCAAUAACCAGGAUUUUAAAGGGUCUACAGGAGCACCUUCUGUGGAAAAUGUAAAGAAUGGAAUCAGAACAGGUUUUCUGGAGAUUGAUGAACAUAUGAGAGUUAUGUCAGAGAAGAAACAUGGUGCUGAUAGAAGUGGGUCAACAGCUGUGGGUGUCUUAAUUUCUCCUCAACAUACUUAUUUCAUUAACUGUGGAGACUCAAGAGGUUUACUUUGUAGGAACAGGAAAGUUUACUUCUUCACACAAGAUCACAAACCAAGUAAUCCGCUGGAAAAAGAACGAAUUCAGAAUGCAGGUGGUUCUGUAAUGAUUCAGCGUGUGAAUGGCUCUCUGGCUGUGUCGAGGGCCCUUGGGGACUUCGAUUACAAAUGUGUCCAUGGAAAAGGUCCUACAGAGCAGCUUGUGUCACCAGAGCCUGAAGUCCAUGAUAUUGAAAGAUCUGAAGAAGAUGAUCAGUUCAUUAUUCUUGCAUGUGAUGGUAUUUGGGAUGUCAUGGGAAAUGAAGAGCUCUGUGAUUUUGUAAGAUCCAGACUUGAAGUCACUGAUGACCUUGAGAAAGUUUGCAAUGAAGUAGUCGACACCUGUUUGUAUAAGGGAAGUCGAGACAACAUGAGUGUGAUAUUGAUCUGUUUUCCAAAUGCACCCAAAGUAUCGCCAGAAGCAGUGAAGAAGGAGGCAGAGUUGGACAAGUACCUGGAAAGCAGAGUAGAAGAAAUCAUAAAGAAGCAGGGGGAAGGCGUCCCUGACUUAGUCCAUGUGAUGCGUACAUUAGCGAGUGAGAACAUCCCCAGCCUCCCACCAGGGGGUGAAUUGGCAAGCAAGCGGAAUGUUAUUGAAGCCGUUUACAAUAGACUGAAUCCAUACAAAAAUGAUGACACUGACUCUACUUCAACUGAUGAUAUGUGGUGAAACUGCUCAUCUAGCCAUGGAGUUUACCUUCACCUCCAAAGGAGAGUACAGCUCAACUUCCUUGAACCUUUUAAACAUCCAUCUUCAACUUUAAAGAAGGGCAUGUAUGACAUGGGUGAGAGUGAUUACACGAGAGAACUUCAGCAGUACCACAGCUAGCCCAGAACUGAUUUUUUUUUUUUUUGUAAAUUUGAGACUUAUGUAAACGUGAUUUCAAACCAUAAUUCAUGUUGUAAAUCAGACUCCAGCAAUUUUUGUUGUAUGAUUUUGUUUUUUGUAAAGUAUAAUUGUCCUUGUAUAAAAUGCUCAUAUUUAAUUAUGAAUUGCUUUAAAUCACUAUCAAAGUUAUAAGAAAUGUUUGGCUUGUUGUGUGACGCAACAGAUAUAUAGCCCUUUCAAGUCACGCUGUGUUUGGACUUGGGGUUGGGACAGGGAGAGCAGCAGCCAUGUCAGCUAGACGCUCAAUUGUGCACGUGAUUAUGGAGAAUUAUUCCAAAAUCUUACAAAGCUGAAUAUCCAGGGAGUUAAUUGAAAACUAGUUUAAUGUUUUUGGCAGUGGGAUUGGCAUUGUCGAUAAAGCUGGUCCCUUCAUUUAACUGUCUUUUAGGUUCUCUCCUUGUUGCCAUGAGUAUUACAGGUAAUACAGUAUAUUCAUAAGAAUAUCAAUCUUGGGGCUAAAAUGCCUUGAUUCUUUGCAUCUCUUUUACAAGUCCUUACAUUUAAUUACUAAUUGAUAAGCAGCAGCUUCCUACAAAUAGUAGGAGACUGCCACAUUUUUGCUAUCAUGAUUGGCUGGGCCUGCUGCUGUUCCUAGUAAGAUAUUCUGAAUUCCAUUUUAUCAAUAAAGCUUGAUUUAACAAACAAGAAAUUUAAUCAUGUAUGUGUAAUUCCUCCUUUACUCCGCCCUUAUUUUAAAGCACCAUACCAUUGUAAAUGAGAAUUUUUCUCAUGGGGAAAGAUGUUAGUCUCUUUUAAUUGGAAAAUACUGUAACUCAAGGCAUAAAUGGAACUGUUUCCCUUCCAUUAGAAAGACUAUAAAAGAUUUGUCUCUCUGUUGUUCCUUGAUCUAUUUUUAAAUGGGUUUCUUUCAGGCUGCUUAUUUUUUCAUUAAGAUGUGUUAUCAGCCUGAAUUUGCCUCCUGUUUAGUUAAAAUAAUUGUCAAAGCUUGACAAUCUAACAAUCUAUCGUAGGGGUGUAUGUGUGUUUGUGAGUGUGUGUGUGUCUGUGAUUUUUAAUUAGCCCAUGUCUUUAGAAUCCAAGUAGUUAAGAUGUAUUUAGUGAUUUGAAAUAUAGCAUGUUGGUAAUAUUUAGCUGUCGGCCUUUAAAAAUAACUUUCAAAAGCUUAAAGAAUUGUAGAUAUAAAAAUAACCUAAUUUAAUUUAGGCUUAAAUUCCUCUGAUUAAGCAUGUGAAAGUAAGUUUUAAAAUCUGUCACAUUGAAAAGACUCUACUGUUCUGUGCCCUUCUGUAAUUUUGUCUCCUUAGGUUGAAUAUUGUAUUUAAUCACCAUGUAAUUUAAUCAUUCAGUAAGCAGAUUCCCCACUAGAAAACUAUUAAAAUGUAAGAUAUAAAUACAACACUGAAUACAAAAUCAAAACUGUGUAUAAAAGGUAGUAUAAUUUUGUUAUAUUUGUUUUUUCCCUAACUUGGAAAUAUACGUAUUUGUAUAUAUAGCCUUAAAACUAAUGUAAAGUUAGGGGAGUAUUGGGAAAAGUAAUGUGAAAUAUCUCAGACUUAAGUAGUUAUAUACCAGCAAAAUCUUUUCAUUAUCUUAUUUGGGAGGUGAUUAAAUGUAACUUAAUUGUAUUUAAUUUAUAUCUUAAUCCGGCAUGAAGAAAAACAAGUACUAUUUAUAUUUAGAAAUUCAUAACAGUUGGAAUUACAGAACCAAUUCCAUACUUAACUUACAAAUAAAUGCUUAAUGUCUAAAUCUGUGGUAGAGUGCGAAGUAUGAUGAUGUUCUAAGUUAUGACUGUAAGCAUCUAAAUGUACAUUUAAUGAAUACCAGGGCUUCUAGUAUAGAUUACCAGUACUGAAAACUAAAUUCCUAUUAUAAUUCCUUAAUUUUUAAGUAGACUAAAGUUUUUAGUUCUGGAAAUUUCAAAAACUUGAACUGGAUUUUGAGAUGCAAAAUCUUAAAUCGUAAGUAAAAUAUGUGAUGGAAAGCUACAUUUCAAACCAUAGUAGCAUAUUUAGAGACUUUUUAAUUUGAGGGUCUUUAAAAAAGAGAAGGUUAAAAUAUUCCUCUGUUAAAAUGUUAAAAUUAUUAGUACUGAAAUUAGGCCUGGAAGUGAGAGAAAACUGUAUUAAGUGUGACCUAAGAAGACUAAAGCUUUUCCACCUGAGUCAACAUUGCCAUACUAGAUAGAAUUUUUAAUUAUAAAAAUACAGGAAAGAAGUAUACAUUAUAAUGGCAAACUGUGUGUUCUUGAUUCCUGGGGCUAAUGGUGGUGGUGGGGAACCAGCCACACUUUAAAAGGCACUUUUGCACCUCUCUUGUACCACUUAAAUUCUUGACCUCCCACCCCCUUUUGUGUGCUAAUUAGCAUCUCAGGGCAAUGCCUCAAUUUUUUGAUAUGUUGUAUGUUAUUUUCUUUGGAGGGAAAAAGUUCUUGUGUGAUGAUAACAUACUAUUCAAAUGUACUUUCAUUUAAAUGUUUUAACAGGAUGAACCCACUUUGCUGCUUUUAAUAGGAAAUUCAUUUUGUAUAGCAGAUUUUUGUUGCCCUAACAAUAAUUUCACUGAUCUCUUAUUGUUUUAGCAAGGUAAGCUCUCUUAAUUUCCACUUUCUUAGGGAAUAUACUUUUACAGAUAACAGAAACAGUUCUCAGUAUUAGCAUUAACUUUAAAAAAUCUAAGUGGUAUUUUUCUUAUUCAGCUUUAGAACCGUUUCAAACUUAUUUUUAAUUAUGAUGCAUUAACUUGUUUCUAGAGUUCUAUGCAAUUAGUGUACUGCUCCAGCCACUUUUUUUUUUUUUUACUACAUAAAAUUAAGAAAUUUGG
Balaenoptera musculus (blue whale) is the source of this 4568-nucleotide messenger RNA. It is a transcript of the gene PPM1A, whose product is annotated as protein phosphatase, Mg2+/Mn2+ dependent 1A. The coding region runs from base 417 to 1565 and encodes 382 amino acids. Gene Ontology annotation, biological process: positive regulation of canonical Wnt signaling pathway; positive regulation of canonical NF-kappaB signal transduction; protein dephosphorylation. Gene Ontology annotation, cellular component: nucleus; cytosol. The record is from RefSeq and is a predicted model, not a curated record. Lineage: Eukaryota; Metazoa; Chordata; Mammalia; Artiodactyla; Balaenopteridae. The transcript has 6 exons. Gene Ontology annotation, molecular function: magnesium ion binding; protein serine/threonine phosphatase activity; manganese ion binding.